This is a messenger RNA of Cynara cardunculus var. scolymus (artichoke), 894 nucleotides long. Its product is annotated as probable WRKY transcription factor protein 1. The transcript is spliced from 3 exons. The coding region runs from base 1 to 894 and encodes 297 amino acids. Gene Ontology annotation, biological process: regulation of DNA-templated transcription. The record is from RefSeq and is a predicted model, not a curated record. Lineage: Eukaryota; Viridiplantae; Streptophyta; Magnoliopsida; Asterales; Asteraceae. Gene Ontology annotation, cellular component: nucleus. Gene Ontology annotation, molecular function: transcription cis-regulatory region binding; DNA-binding transcription factor activity.
AUGACCACCACCAUGCCCAUGACCAACACAACCAUGACCACCACCAUACCCAUGACCAACACAACCAUGACCACCACCAUGCCCAUGACCAACACCGCUCUGCCUGCAACAGUUGGUAACUACAACCAACAAAAUGCAAGUUUUUCAGGAGAAGCGUUAAACCAACAUCAUCCAAUGAGCAUCAAAAAUAUCAAACAGAUGUUGCAAAAUUCAAACUACCCUGUCAACAUUCCCAAAAUACAAAACCCUCCUGUUCCUAACAAUAAUUUGUCGAUGUUAUCCCUCCCCAGCCAUGGAAAUAUACCCGCAGCAUCAAACUACCACCACUACCCACAACAACAACAACAUCAACCACUGCCACAACAAAACCAUCUGCACGUAAACCAACAAUCUAUUCGGGUCUCUGAACAUACAAACGUUCGCCCUCAUGUUACAACCAGGCAAAGCAAAGUCAAAACGAAAAGGGUUUACAAAAUGCCUGUACAGGGAUUAAACACUGAUAAGUUGUCUUGGAAAAAAUAUGGUGCCAAGCUCGCUGAUGGCUCUCCUUAUCCGAGGGUAUAUUAUAAAUGUACGGUUACAAAUGACUGUAAGGUCCGAAGAAAAGUGCAGUUGAAUAGGUCCGACCCAAAUACGCUUAUCGUCACCUACUCCGGCGAUCAUAACCACUCACCGCCGUCUUCUUUGAAUUUUUUCACCGGCAGCAGCAGCGGCAAGGACCUUCUCAACAACCAUGAUGCUCGCGUCAAUGAUGAAACCAACCACCCUAGUUCCUCCAAGGCCAUUACUCCGCCAACCAUCUUGUCUUUUGGGAAGAAGCAGACUCAGAAUAACAACGACGCAAACAAGGAUGAUGACGUUUUUGGAGGGUUGGAGGAUUUUAUGCCUCUGUGA